Xyrichtys novacula (pearly razorfish) is the source of this 4667-nucleotide messenger RNA. The record is from the annotation of a GenBank genome assembly. NCBI's taxonomy places the organism in Eukaryota, Metazoa, Chordata, Actinopteri, Labriformes, Labridae.
AUGGCGGAACAGGACGACACUAAGGUAAUGAACAGUAAAAUAACAUCAUGUUCAGUACGGUACAAUCAUAAAUGUCUAAUGUCUUUUUAAAGACUUAUCUAUGCAGUUAUUUGGAAGGCAAAUGAGGAAUAACAGCCUUUUUGUUUUAGCGUCCAGAGGAUGAUCUGUCGCCUGACAUCAAGGACUGGAGUAAACAGCAAGUGAGGGAAUGGACUCUCAAGUUAGAUGGUGUGGACGACAGUGUUGCACAAAUACUCUUUGGGCAGGACAUUAACGGACAUAGUCUUUUGCUUAUAGAUGCAUCAGACUUAAGGUCAAUGGGUGUGACAUUUGGACCUGCAAAGCUCAUCAUCCAUGCAAGAGAUGAGGUUGUAAGAUUAACAAAGGAGAACCCAACGAUCUCUACCAAUCAGGCUGGAGGACCAUGCAAACCUUACCCCUUUUGUCGUUUCCAUGACACACAUAGAUACAUGGAGAACAGCAUUCUUGACAUUACAGAAUCUGGUGCCUCAGACUUAAUCGAACCCUGCCAUGAGUACAAGGCUUUUAUCCAUGUAACAGAAGAAACUAAAAUGAGCAGAUUCACUUAUGAGGUUAUUCGCUUUGCUUCUGCCUGCAUGAAUAGCCGCACCAAUGGCACCAUCCAUUUUGGAAUCGGUGACAAGCCAGAAUUCAGCCAUGGCCAAGUGCUGGGGGUCCCAGUCGAGGACAAAGAAGCUUUUGCUAACGAGCUUAAACAUGCCAUUGAUGUUUGUUUUGAGCAUAAACACAAACACACUGCCAACACUUGCAUCAAACCUCCUCGAUUUGUCGGCGUUCUCAAUAAGAACUGGACAUCAUCGGACAAAUACGUGAUAGAAGUGGACAUUGUCCCUGACUCUACAAUCUGUGAAGAAAACUUUUACCACAUAGACACAAAAAAGGCCAAGAAAAAAGGUAAGGAAAUGGCCGAUGCUGAAACAAAAUCAAAGCAAUUCUUUGUCCGAGAUGGGGGCAGCAGCAGAGAUCUCCUGACCAGAACCACAUUCGCCAAACCUAUGGAAGAGUACAACAAUUUUCUAGCAAGGUUGGCCCAACUAUCUCAACUCAGAAAAGAAGCAGAAGAGAAGCACCUGAAUGUGAUAAAGAGCAGCACUCAAGGCUCUAGACUGAGUCAUAUGAUAACUGGUGGAACACUCUCUUUGGACAAGUCACAUUUUGAGCGGUAUGUGAUAGUGACAAACAAGUCACAUCCUGUCCAGUUUGAAUCACUUGGAUUCCUUGUUGAACUCAACCCGACAGCUGUUCUAGACUUCGAUCCAGAUUCAGCCAAGCAUGGUUUACAGGGGCAUUAUGAGAAGCAGAGCACUAUAAAUGUCCAUCUACCUAAAAAGUACAAAUUUACAAAAGGAGUUCAGGACAUCGCUGAAGACUUAAAGUUAACCAGAGGAACCAGCUGGGUAUCCUGCAAUGGAGGUACUGAAGAGGAGAUCCCAUCAGUCAUAGACCAGUGGUUGAAGGAAAAGGGAGCAUCUGUCAGAGACGUGGUUUCAUUCUUGUGCCGAAAAGAGGUGCUACCAAACCAGAGAUUUCUUGUCAUUUUCUUACUCUUGUCUACAGUGAAUGAGAAGAUGGACCCCCUCCUUGAGACUUUCAUUACAUUCUACCAAGAGCUCAGAGGCAUGGAGCAAAUCUUGUGCUUGUGUGAACAUGAAAAAGCAUUUACCUCCUGGAGAGACCUGAUCGAGGCUCGAUGUGGUAUUGACAUCUCUGGUCGAUGCAUAUAUGAGCUGAGUUUUGCUGAGGUCAAUGGCACUGUCCUUAGCCUUUUGUCCCAAAACCGUAAAUCAAGCCGUUUCCUACCCUGCGGUGGGGAAAGCAAAGUGCUUCUUGAGAGGAAAGUGGAGCGCAGCAUGGAUACCCUGGAGAUUCUGUGUGUGAACCAGUGUGAGGGUGGAAAUGAGGACAAACUUCAAAUUGAGAAGAACUUCUACAAAGGGGGAAAAGUAUCCUGGUGGAAUUUCUACUUCUCAGGAGAACCUGGAUCCACACCCUUCAUCAAACGAGACAUGUUUGAUUACAUUAUUAACACAGUCAUUCCAGAUCUGUGCUCCCUGACCAAAGCCUGCGUGGUGUUUCACCUCAUGCAUGUACCUGGGUGUGGUGGGACAACUUUGGCCAUGCAUACCCUAUGGGCUCUCCGCCACAGAUUCCGUUGUGCGGUCCUCAAAAACAACAAGGCUGAAUCUACUCAAGUAGCUGAUCAAGUGGUCAAACUUUUGACAAAUGACCUUAAGGAGCAGGUCCCACGGGUUCCUGUUUUGAUGAUGGUGGAUGACUUUGAUGACAAAGAAAGAGUGUUUGAGUUGCGGCAGUUCAUUGAAAAAGAAUGUGCAAAGAAAGACAUCCGGUCCAAGACUCCACAAGUGAUUCUUCUGAACUGUAUGCGGUCAGACUCCUCUGUACCGGCUGAACAAACUGAAACAAACACAGUUUUCAUUGGCAACAAUCUCUCUGAUAAGGAGCAGCGACUGUUUGAGGACAAACUUGUGGAAAUCGAAAAAAGACACAAGAAUGCUGAAACAUUUUAUGGAUUCAUGAUCAUGAAAACAAACUUCAAGGAUGAGUAUGUAAAAGGUGUGGCCCGCAACACCUUAAAGAGCUUCAAUAUGAAUCAAAAGCAUGCACAACUCCUGGCUGUCCUGGUUUUGCUUGACGUUUACUGCAAGGGUUCCUCUCUCUCCAUCUCCCUCUGUGAGGAAUUUCUGGGGCUCAAACCUAAACCAGUCUGUGGUUCUGUCAAAGUCGAAGGAGGAUUUGGGAAGUUUGCUCCUUUGAUUACCAGAUGCUUAGUUGAGGAUAAGGUGGUUUUCGAAGGUGUCAGAAUGAUCCAUUCAAGUAUUGCACGGCACUGCCUGCAGGAACUUACAAAGACACACAAAGUGAGCAAGGCUGAGAUCACUGACUUCCUGCUGACCACAAACACACUCUAUGAGAGCACACAAGGCACUGACAAGCUCUUGCAAGAUGUUCGCCAGAUUUUGGUGAAGAGAUAUCAUUCUGUGGAGGAAGAAUCUCAAUUUUCCCCACUAAUUCAAGAAAUUGCAGAUGAAACCCCAGGACAGGAAGAGAUGGUGCUGCAAAAUGCAUCAAAGCUAUUUAAGGAAGAUGCCAUCAUCUUUCAGUUACUGGCCAGGUACUACUACCUGAAAAAGAGGGACUUCUCAGAGGCAAAAGACUGGGCAAAAGGAGCAAGAGAGCUUUCCAAAGACAGUUCAUACAUCGCUGACACAUCAGCACAAGUCCUCAAACAUGAGCUGAAGGAUGCCAUCGCAAAGUACAAAGGGGAACCAAUAGGACCUGAAAAACUGGGAAUGCUCCUCAAAAUGGCUCAGUCUGCAAUAGAUGCCUUCAAGGAAGCACAGAACCUUGCAAAAAAGGAGUCCGUCCAGAGAUUGAACAUCAAGAAAGACAACUGCCCCUUUAAUGUGUCGGGAUGUCUUGGAGAAAUUCAAGCUGGAGUCCUUCUCAUUGAGGUGCUGAUGAAGACCCCCAUUUUUUCAUCUGACAAUGUCCGCCAUGACAUUUUGAGUGAAGUUCUCUCAGGAAGUGUUGAACUUAAGAAGGUAGAAAGCCACGACAAAUGGCUUAGCAAACACAAACAAUACUACUUAAUCCUGAGAGACUUUGAGGAUAUACUUUACAACCUCAAGUACCGGAUGAAGGUGAACUUCGAGCUCCUUGAAAAUUUUUAUGUGAACCUGGGCUCCAGAUUUGGAAUGAAGGACAGUCGUGAACAGCGAAUCCAAAAUGAGCUUUGCAGAUGUUUCGAUCAGUACGCAAAGCUUUUCUGCCAGACAGAUUCUCUUUGGAAGAAGAAGGAGAACUUACCGAUCCUGCUCAAACUGCACUUGGCAAGACAGUUUCUGGAGAUGACAAAAGCUGAUACCUAUUAUGGGAUUUUGAACUUUCUCUCAAAUGUCAGCUCCUCUGCAAGAGUUGAGAAUAUUGCCAAACAUUAUGAUUUUGUUUGCCAACAUAAUCCCAUGUGGACUGUGAAGGAGAGAAUCAACCAUCUCUUCGUCAACGUUGUGUUGAGCCAUGUCAAACUUGGGUCACGUCUCCUUCUUCCGUAUGAGACACUUGUCCAUUGCCUUCGGCAAAUCCUGCGUGAACAGAUCCCUCUGAACGAGAAUCUACCUUUGUACUUCAUUGCAGUUGUGCUAUUGUGGCCGCAUCAGAACCUGAGCUUUCCAGAAUGCAUGGGUCUGGGAAGGUACAUCUCACAGAUGAGAACUGCUUAUCACUUAGUGAUGAAAGAAGUAAUGAAUGGAAAACGGCCCAUCCUCCAUUUCUUCCUGGGGAAGAAACAGGGUUAUGAACGACUCGUGCACCUUGAUGAAAUCAGAAAGUGUGUGACAGUUGAGCAGGAUCAGUUUGCCUCUGUUUGGGAAAAUGGCAAAAUAUGGAAAGAGAAGAAGGUGGAGGAGCUCCUCUGCAGGGCCACCGGGGAGGUGAAGGGUGAACUGAUACUGGUCGACACUUGUAUUCCAACCCUGAAAGUGGAAAUCUAUCCGGUGUUUAAAACCGAGCUGAAAGGACUUCCUCAGGGGUCAAAAGUUUCAUUCUUCAUUGGUUUCUCAAUGAAAGGCCCUGUUGCUCUUGACGUUAACUCAACCCAACAGUAG